UCGCGGUAUUCAGAGUUGCGAGAUGUUAUGUGGGCUAUGGCGACUGAAAAUUGAAAGGUUAUAACAUGGGGGGGGGACUGCUGUUCUCGCUGACCUGUUUUCUUUAGUUGGUUAUGGCGGCAGCGGCGACUCCCCCGGCGCACUGGAGUCGGUUUGAGCAGGAGCAAGACCUGACAUUACGGGACCUGAUCCGGCGACUAACUGGCCUGGACGGGCAGAGCUGGGAAGAGGCUGGCCACUUCCAGGCGGCGCUGAACUUCGCCUGGUCCAACUUCAGGUCCGUUAGCCGGGGAGGGGUAUGCCUCGAGCCCAACGCGGAGGAGGAGCGGCGCGUGACCUGUUACCGGCUGCUUGCUGCCUCAGUGUAUUCUGAAUCCUCCAGAGCAGCAGCUUUAACUGUGCCCUUAGAAUGCUCAUUUCACUUCAUGCUUGAAAGGUUUCAUCGAUUUCUUGAUGUCAGCAGUCACAAAGUGGACAAAAUAAUAGAGGGAAUAUAUGAAAAGCUGAUUGUUCACUCAGACCUUGUUAAAGCUGCAAGUUGGAAGGAUUUAACGGAAGAAUUUCUGAAUUCACCUCUUCCAGCCACAGAAGGAACAAAGACAGAUACCCAUUAUGCCAUACUCUCUCUUCUGCUGUGCUUAUCUGAUUCUCCUUCCAACACCAGUUAUGCAGAAAAACCGAGAGAGAAAGAAGUGGAAAAAGAAGAAUUUGAUUGGGGAAAAUACUUAAUAGAAGAUGAAGAAUUUGAUUUUGGUCCUGAUUUAGAAACACCGGAGUGGUCUGAAGUUAGUGAUGAUGAAGAAGAUACUGAACCUUUGAGUAGAGAAGACUCUGGCAUUCAGGUAGACAGGACACCACAAGAAGAUCAGGAUCAAAACAAGAAAUCAGUGUCUCAUGGCACCUGGAAAGAUGAACCUGAUGCACGUACCUGGCUGGAGCAACAUGUAGUUGCCCAGUACUGGACAGGCAGAGGAGUCCGUUUUCCCCAUAGUUUGCAUAUUCAUUCCAAUUUAGCUGCAGUAUGGGAACAGCACUUAUAUAGUAGUGAUCCCUUGUACAUGCCGGAAGAAAAAAUUCUUGUCACUGAAACACAGGUCAUUCGUGAAACAAUUUGGCUGCUUUCAGGUGUAAAGAAACUCUUUAUAUUUCAGCUGAAUGAUGGAAAGAUUACUGUGAGAAAUGACAUCAUGGUAACCCAUUUGACCUACAACUCAUUAAGAUCAAUGCUGGAGCGGAUAGCAGCAUAUGGACAAGUUGUAUUUAGGCUGCAAAAGUUUAUUGAUGAAGUCAUGGGUCACAGCUCAGAAAGUGGAAUGCAUGGAACUAUUUCCACUCCCAAGAAAUCUGCAGAUGCCCCAUUUAGAACCUAUCAAGCUUUCAUGCGAGCCCUCUAUAAAUACUUCAUAAGCUUCAAAGAGGAACUUACUGAAAUUGAGAGGAGCAUAAUAAACAAAGAUGCAACAAUCACUCUUUCCAUAGUCAUUGAUCAGUUGUCACAUCGACUAGCACAGCUGAAUGUACUUCAUAAAAUUUUUAGCACUGGAGUUGCAGAAGUACCUCCUGACACUCGCAAUGUUGUAAGAGCAUCCCAUUUGCUUAAUACAUUGUACAAAGCUAUCCUUGAGUAUGACAACGUUGGGGAAGCCUCUGAACAAACGGUCUCCCUCUUGUUUUCUCUUUGGGUUGAAACAGUAAGGCCGUAUUUACAGACGGUGGAUGAGUGGAUUGUCCAUGGUAAUUUAUUUGAUCCUGCUAAAGAAUUUAUAAUUCAGAGAAACAAAAAUGUUCCAGUUAACCACAGGGAUUUCUGGUAUGCUACCUACACUUUGUAUAGCGUAUCAGAAAAGACAGAGAAUGAAGAAAAAAUGAGUGAUAAUGCCAGUGCCAGUUCUGGCAGCGAUCAGGCACCCUCAAGUAGACAGCACACCAUGGUCUCGUUUCUGAAACCUGUACUAAAACAGAUCAUUAUGGCUGGAAAGUCUAUGCAGUUGUUGAAGAACUUGCAGUGCACAGAUGGCUCUUCUCAGCAGGCUUCAUCAAGAGAUGCAGAAAGGAAGAGCUUGUACACGUUAUUUCUGGAGUCUGUACAGUCACGCUUGCGGCAUGGAGAAGAACCUGUUCAGGAUAUUAUUACAGAACAGCAGGCCACUAAGCAGAGUCUAAUAAAGAUGCAGUCUAUUGCAGAAAGACACUUGGAGUUGGAUGAUGUUCACGAUCCCUUGUUGGCUAUUAAUUUUGCAAGACUAUAUUUGGAACCAAGUAACUUGCAUGAGACCCUUACUGGUGAUGAUGUUUGUGUGGAUAGAUCAUCUGAGUCAGUUACAUGCCAGACAUUUGAACUGACAUUGAGGUCGUGUCUUUAUCCUCACAUAGACAGACAAUAUCUGGAGUGCUGUGGAAACUUAAUGAAAACGUUGAAGAAAGAUUACAGGCUCGUAGAGUACCUGCAGGCAAUGAGAAACUUUUUCUUACUUGAGGCUGGUGAUACUAUGUAUGACUUCUACACAUCCAUUUUCGAUAAAAUAAGAGAGAAAGACACAUGGCAGAGUGAACCAUUCCUUAAUGUCCAGCUCCAAGAAGCAGUUGGACAGCGUUAUCCAGAGGACAGUUUAAGGCUGUCUAUAUUGUAUGAAAAUAUAGAUAUAGCAAAGAAGAAGCUACCUGUUCAUACCUUAGAUGGCUUAAUAUUGAGCUACAAGGUCCCUUGGCCUGUGGAUAUAGUUAUAAGUGUGGAGUGUCAAAAAAUCUAUAAUCAAGUGUUUCUUCUGUUGUUACAAAUAAAGUGGGCCAAAUACAGUCUGGAUGUGUUAAGAUUUCAUGAACUAGUCAGAGCGGCAGAAAAGUCCCAGAAUAAAGGAGGACCUGUACUUGAACAAGAGCCAUUUUCUCACUUUGGAUCACAAUUGGAGCCCAUUAAACAACAGACUCAUCAGAUGUUCCUUUUAAGGAUGAAACUGAUGCAUUUUGUUAACAGCCUGCACAACUACAUCAUGACUAGGAUUCUUCAUAGUACGGGUUUAGAAUUUCAACAUCAAGUGGAAGAAGCAAAAGAUUUAGAUCAGCUGAUUAAAAUUCAUUAUAGAUACCUUUCUACAAUCCAUGAUCGCUGCCUGCUGAGAGAAAAGGUUACCUUUGUGAAAGAAGCUAUAAUGAAAGUGCUGAACCUAGUACUGAUGUUUGCAGACCGUUGGCAAGCUGGUUUGGGAGCUUGGAAGAUGGAAUCCAUAACGAAGAUGGAAUCUGAUUUUAAAAAUUGCCACAUGUUCCUUGUGACAGUAUUGAACAAAGCAGUCUGUAGAGGCUCUUUCCCACACUUGGAAUCUUUAGCCUUGUCUCUUAUGGCUGGAAUGGAACAAAAUUAGAAAAAACAGAUUUGAUAAAACACUCAAGUACCUGCAACAUCUGUCCAGCACUGUAAUCAUUCAAUGCUGAUUGCUUACAUGAAGUAUAUUUUGAACUAGGUGGCAGAGUUUUCCUUCUGAAUGAUCACAGAAUUUCAGUCUUAAUUUUGGGAUUGUACAUAUUUGUGCUUGAAAGAGUAACAAAAAAAACACCUGUAAAUAAAGCAUUUAAUGCAAUUA
This is a messenger RNA of Rhineura floridana, 3581 nucleotides long. It is a transcript of the gene TUBGCP5, whose product is annotated as tubulin gamma complex component 5. Gene Ontology annotation, biological process: meiotic cell cycle; cytoplasmic microtubule organization; spindle assembly. Lineage: Eukaryota; Metazoa; Chordata; Lepidosauria; Squamata; Rhineuridae. The transcript is spliced from 24 exons. The record is from RefSeq and is a predicted model, not a curated record. Bases 114 to 3362 code for a protein of 1082 amino acids. Gene Ontology annotation, molecular function: gamma-tubulin binding; microtubule minus-end binding. Gene Ontology annotation, cellular component: gamma-tubulin complex; spindle pole; equatorial microtubule organizing center.